AUGAGUCACCAGCUCGUUAACGACUGCCUUUGUACAGCGAUUUCCAUACCAGCAUCGUCCAGUAUGCUCCUGCUCACCUUAGCAAUCGCUCUCUGCGUAGCGUGUAGCUUCACCGAUGCCUCUUCAGACCCCGGCUGUACCAUCACCUCAGAUCUAAAAUACCAAAAGCUUUCAUCGUAUGGGGAAGGUUUUGUGAAGAACGUCACAAAAUGGUUCGGCCCAAAAUUUAGCGGUGGUGAUCUAGGCAUGGACUAUUCAAUUCAAGUGCCUUUCACCUACAAAGAAACAAACUUAUCAGUUUGGUGCCAAAAUAUUUGGUAUUGUUUCGAUAGAGGUACGUUGCAUUUAUGCAAAUAUGAGUGCAUUCGUCGAGUCGUGGAACGCAGGUGUGAAGCCAGGGGAUUACUCUAUUGGGCCAUCGUACGCUAG
Ostertagia ostertagi is the source of this 429-nucleotide messenger RNA. NCBI's taxonomy places the organism in Eukaryota, Metazoa, Nematoda, Chromadorea, Rhabditida, Trichostrongylidae. The record is from the annotation of a GenBank genome assembly.